AUGAAUUUAGAUUCCAUUCAUCGGUUAAUUGAAGAAACACAAAUCUUCCAGAUGCAGCAGUCAUCAGUUAAACCACCGUGUGACCUGGGGGCACCUGCCUCAUCCCCCAGGGACACCUGUAGCUCCUGUUUGCCCCUUCAUGCGCUGCAAUCUCAUGCCGCUCACAACUCCCAUGCUCAUUCCUGCAACAUCAACGACUGGGGCAUUUGUGAAGAACUUCGCCUGCGGGAACUGGAGGAGGUCAAGGCCAGAGCCGCUCAGAUGGAGAAGACCAUGCGAUGGUGGUCAGACUGCACGGCCAACUGGAGAGAAAAGUGGAGUAAAGUUCGAGCUGAAAGGAACAGCGCUAGGGAGGAAGGAAGACAGCUCAGAAUAAAAUUAGAGGUGACCAUGAAGGAAUUGAGUGCCUUGAAAAAGAAGCAAAGUUUGUCACAUCAAAAAGAGGCCUUGGAAGCUAGAGUCACCCAGGACUGGAAGCUUCCUAGUUUCAAAGAAGUGUCCUAUGCACAGAGAGACCCCUUUCAAAUUGGUUCCAAAACGUGUGAGUCCAUCAGAGAGUGCUUGGGAAAGAGAGAAUAUCCUACCAAGGAGAACAUAAAUAGAAAGGAAGAAGGUUUGAUUAUUGACCCAUUAAAAUUAAAUGAAGAGGUGAAACUCAAUCUAGAUUGUCCUGAUUUAUUCAAGAAUGGUGGUUCUGAAAACUGUACAGUGAGACCUGGAUUAAGACUGCAGGCAAUAAAUCUGCCUCUGGAGAAUGGAGUUCCUGAAAUUUCAGCUUUGCAGGUGCAUUUGGAUGAGUUCCAAAAAAUCUUAUGGAAAGAAAGAGAAAUGCGCUUAUCUUUGGAAAAAGAAAUAGAACGGCUGGAGUCAGCUUUGUCUGUGUGGAAAUGGAAGUAUGAAGAACUGAAAGAAUCAAAGACAAAAAGUCUGAAAGAGUUUGACAUUCUUCAUGGUCAACAUAAAAAUAAAAUGGAAGAAAUAUCAGGAGAUAUAAAGGAAGGAUCGAAAUCUCAAAAUAGCAGUGACAGAGUGAUCUAUGAGUUAAGAGCAGAGCUAGAGAGAUUGCAAGCUGAAAAUACAUCUGAGUGGGACAAGAGGGAGAUACUUGAAACAGAAAAACUAGGACUGGAGAGAGAAAAUAGAAGGCUAAAGUUCCAGGUGAAAGACAUGGAAGAGCUCCUGGAUAGGAAAAAUAGAUUAAUUGCAAACUCUCAAGGUCCUGAUUUCAAGAAAUCACAAAUUGAACUACAGGAAAAAAACAAGGAACUGUUGGACCUGCAACAUGCCUACCAUAAACUAAGCAGGCAGCACCAGGCAAAGACGGCAGAAAUGACCCACGUCAACAACCUCAUGGAUCAAAAUGAGGCCGAAGUGAAGAAACUGAGAUUUCAAGUAGAAGAACUAAAAUGGGGACUCAACCAAAAAGAAAAUAAGCUUGAUGAUUUCCUGAAUCAGAUCCAUAAGCUCCAGAGAUCUUUGGAUGAACAGAAAGAAACAAAUGAAAACUUGGAAAUUAAACUCAGGCACUUACAAAACUGGUACUUAUUUCACAAAAUAUGUCAAAUUCAAGAUCGAGAUCUGAGAUAG
Messenger RNA from Eubalaena glacialis (North Atlantic right whale), 1587 nucleotides. It is a transcript of the gene CCDC102B, whose product is annotated as coiled-coil domain containing 102B. Lineage: Eukaryota; Metazoa; Chordata; Mammalia; Artiodactyla; Balaenidae. The record is from RefSeq and is a predicted model, not a curated record. The transcript is spliced from 7 exons. The coding region runs from base 1 to 1587 and encodes 528 amino acids.